UUAGGUCACUUCCGGGAGGGAGGAGCUCCGCGGUGCUUGUGUGAACGGCGAGGGUGGACGGGUAUUCUCUGCAGCCCCAGGGGGCAUGUCAUGGCGGAGGAGGGCUGAGGAGAGCACAACGGAGACAGGAUAAUGAGCACCUGUCGCUGGUGCACACCUGGGGGCUCUGUCACAGCAGAUCUGCUGAAGAGCUAUGCUGCUAAUGGACUACAAAAUGAGGAUUUUAUUGGCGCCAACGAUGACCUCUCCUAUUGCAUGGAAUGUGUGGUGGAAUACCACAGAGCCAGAGAUGUCGUUCCAGAGCUUCACAAGUCUCUGUGGACCUUGGAAACAUCACGGCUUAUUGCACAGUUGGAGAAUGCAAUGCGGGAAGAGAUUGAGGAUGACGAUGAGCUCUAUCUAGUUGAAGAAGAUGGAGAGAAACAACUCUAUGGCUACAGUGACUGCAGUUUUGAGAGCAAUGUCCGGGUACCAUUAUUGGAGAUCCUCAAGUUUCCAUAUUUGCUUGUUGACAAACGUGUUGGUGAACUUACUGUUGAGGCCUUGUGCAAGAUGGAACAAGUUAAUAACACAUUCCAGGUAUUCGAAAAACUUCCUGGUGUAUACCUACUUCUAGUACAUCCCAAUGAGACGAUCCGCCGCUGGGCCAUUUUGACUGCCAGAGCACAGGGGAAGGUGGAUCGGGAUGAUUAUUAUGAUUUGGAGGACGUUUUCACCUGCCUUUUUAAGGUCAUUGAGCUUGGCCUGUUUGAAAACUCUGACAUUUAUAUGUUUACUGAGCUUGAAGAGGGAAAGCUGAUUCUCCUGCCAUCACAUUUGUACGACACGUCUAAUUUCAAGAACUACUGGCUGGGUAUUUGCAUGUUGCUGACAGUACUUGAAGAACAGGCCAUGGCAUCAUUCUUGCUAGGGCCUAACAAGCAGAACGAUUUUAUGCAGUCUAUUCUUCACGUUAUGGAAAAGCAAACAGAAGAUGAAAGCUCAAACCCCUUUUGGCCUGCUCUUCACUGCUUCAUGACCAUCCUCGAUCGCUUGGGUUCCAAAGUAUGGGGGCAGCUCAUUGAUCCCAUUCAGGCAUUUCAGACUAUCAUAGGGAGCCAAAGUUACAACAGCGAGAUUGAAAACAUCAGGAAAAACUGUUGGAGGACGACAAAGUGUGAGCUCGAUCCAGAUGAUGAUGACUUUGUGACAUGUAGCCAAGCUGUGUACAGUUUUAAUACUGAAAAAGUUAAAAAGGAAGCUGGUUGGAAAAGUGCAAUUUGCCCAGACUAUUGUCCUAAUAUGUAUGAAGAUAUGCAGAGCCUUGCUAGCAUACUCCAAUCAGACAUUGGUCAGGAUAUACGUGUCCACAAUAGCACCUUUCUAUGGUUCAUUCCUUAUGUUCAAUCUGUCAUGGACCUUAAAGACUUGGGAGUUGCUUACAUUAUGGAAGUGAUUCACCACCUGUACUCUGAAAUAAAGGUGGUCUUCACUCAGGCAAGCAGCCAGUGUGACAAAGUGACAGAAUUCUUUGUCAGAGUCUUGGUUGCCAUCGUUGAACUGCAUCGAAGUAAAAAGUGCCUUCAUUUCCUCUGGAUUAGCUCUCACAAGUGGGUUGAAGCCAUUGUCAAGUGUUCCCUUCUUCCAGUCAAAAGCCCAAGAGUUACAUCCACCUCGGCUUUACCUUCUUCCCCCAUUUCUCAGACUCCUUCUUCUGUGCAAUUUGCUUGCAUGCAAUUAAUAAGGAGCCUUUUACGAGAAGGUUUUCAGUUGGGGCAGCAAGCAGCUUGCAAACAAUAUUUGGACAAAUUCAACCUGAUUAUCAGAGGAAAUUUACUAAGAAACUUGGAUCUUAGCAAGUCUGAGGUUCAAGGAUUGCAAACCUGUCUCACUCAAAUCAUCAAAAGUAUUAAGGACAAGGUAUGCAGCAUUCCUAGUUCUUCCGCUGAUCAAAGUCCAGCAAGCCUGAUCCAGGCUGUACCCUUUAUUAAGACAGAAAAAAUGGAUGUGGAAUGUUAUGGAUCCAGCAUUACUUCUCCACAUAACUUACCUGAUGUUCCUCUCCACCCCUUAGAACAUAGGGAACAAUUAAAAAUGAAUAUAAAAAAAGAGUCGCCUGACUGUAGUUCAUACCUAAAGACCCAUAUUAAACCGGAAAAUUUCGAUGAUGCAAGUACUUCCAUUUCUGCCCAAAAGGAACCAAAAAGACUGGCAGCAGGAUGGCAAUCCAAAUUAUCUAAAGUCAUUGCAAAAGCUCCAAGCUUGAAGCCAACCACAGCAAAUGUAGUGGCUGAAAGUAAAAUAAGCAGCAGUGAAGGGAACUCCAGCACUGCACAAAGAGAAUAUAAAACGGCUAAAGAGCAGAAAGAUUUGUUGCUAAAAGCAAAAAGUUGCGGUAAUGAAAGUGAGUCAGAUGAUUUAAAUGACGGUGAUGAAAACCUAUCUCAGAAAGAGCGUGUCAAAAAAUGUGUGGACAGAAGUCAACAGACCAAUACUGACCGUCUUCCUGUAAGUGAGCAACUUCAAAGGCUGUCUUUAGACAACAACCCAGCAUUCCGACCCAUAAAGAGAGAAUUUCAAGAGGUUGCAGAGGUCAGCUCUUCCAGCUUUGUAGAAAGCAAUAUUGACUCUGACUCUGUAGUCGACAGUGAAAUAGAUGAUGCUCUUCCCUUGUCUGUGGUUAAGAAAAAGCUUCUAAGGAAAAAUUCCAAAAAGUCAGCUCUUAUAAAAACUAAAAUGAAUCGCGAUUACACAGCAGAGGUGGCACAGAUGAAAGAUUCCAGUUUUUCUGCUGAUUCAAAUCAGCAGGGGUCUGAUGUACCAGAAUAUUCUCUAAAGAGGAAAGUUAAAGGGGCAACUAGAGCUAUUAGGGAUGAUGAUAUUUCCUCCAAAGCAAAAUCUGAUCAUAUUAUAACAAUCUCAGAUGACACUGACCCAGAAGAAGAACCAGUUUGCAGAUCUAUUUCAAUACAAAAGCAGGACACUGGUCAAGAUGCUUCAGAAAAACCAAUACAGAGACCAGAUCAAGUCAAGUCUGAGCCUGGCAAUCCAAGCUUUGAGGAGUAUGAUUCACAAUGUUUUGAAUUUGAAACCGAGGAUGAUAUAUAUUCUGUGUGGAGUGAUUCACAGUUGGAGGAGACGAAGCCUAAUAUUCAAGAAAAUAAAUCCUCGAGGCCAGAGACCAACAAUAUUGAGGACUUUGACCAAAACAAUGAUCUCAAUCAGUGGGGGUAUGACACCGACUAUGUUUCUGAUGAUAUAAUAGAGAAUGCAGCUAAAGAUGCAGAACAGCAAUUUAAACUAUCAACCACUACUGGAAACACUCCAUCUAGUAAAGAUCAUGGUGUUAAUAAAGCACCACAUGAGACUGUGAAUUCCAGCGUGUUUUAUGAAAAAAUAUCUCAUGAGUUUGUCGCAGAAACGGACACUAAAAUAAAAAAGCCCAAAUUGGCUAAAGAACCAGUUUCUUUCCAUGCCAAAAGUAGGAACACAAAAUCUCCAGCAACACAAAGGAAACUGCAAACUGGCAAAGCAAACAAAGCUGAAAGUCCUUUAAAAGGCCAGGGACAUGUUAGGAGGAAUGGAAGCCCGGGUAAAGCUUCCCCUGCUGUGGUGCCACCAAAGAAAAUGCACAAGUGUCCUGAACCAGCUUCCACUGUUGAAAAACUAAGCUUAAAAAAGGCUCCCCGCAAAGCUUUUGAUCUGUCUCAAAGAUCCCUUGAUAGCUUGGCCGAAUUACGGAAUUAUGGCAAGUCUGCGGGACUUGUUGAGACUAGAAAGCGUAAAUCAAAACUGAUUUCACCACAGUCCCUUUUAGUAAAAGGUAAUAAGUAUUUGGCUUGCCAGGAUAAACAGUUUUAUCGACAGUCCAGGCCUAAGGAGACAGAGAAAAAGAGAUUGAGUAGUGAUGCUGAAAUCGAUGACAAAAAUGCAGGUAUGGCAACAAAGCAAAGUGGACACAAGCUAGGGGAUCAGACUUCUCUUCCAGGUCAGAUGAACAGAACAGAGAAAAUGGAGAGGGCAAAACAGCAAGAACCCCAAAGAAAGGAGAUUAUGGAUGCAGAAAAAGGGUAUAUGGGCAGUUCUGAAACGAAAGAUACUGAAACGAAUGACCAUCCUGUUGCUGGGUUAGUGCCACAGUCAAGUUUGCAAGAGAAUGUCAAUGCUCAGCCUACCAUGCCAUGUACUCAUGAUCCUAAAGAUGACGAUGAUGAUGACUUGUUUUUAACACAGGCAGAUCCAAUUGAUAUGGAUUUGUGCUCACAGUUGGAGACUGAUAUACAUGUUGGCAAACCCCAAGAUAUCUGUUCGUCCAGUGCGGUUGAUCAUUCGACAUCAGUUCCCCAGCAGAUGGAUGUAUCAAAAUGUAGUUUUAAGGACUGCACCGAGUUUGUCACAGUUUCUGGUGAUAAGUGUCCUAUACAUUCUGCUGCUGAGAAAAAAGAGGAUCACAUGUUUGCUCGCCCUGGUUUGCCUCCUUCUCUUCAAAAAGUAUCCAGACCUUCCACUGCUAAAGUUUAUAGUUCUGGGACAACUUCUCGAACUGCCAGCCUUACAAAAGAUCUUGAAAGUCUCCCAAAGCACCUACCUACUGCAAAAGCUAAACCAUCAGUGCCUAGACCAACUGUGCAAUCUCCUGCCCAAAACAAGACCCCAGUUUAUCAGAGUACAAGCAAUGUGCUGAAACCUCUGAUCAACCAAAACAACAUCCCCAUACAGUGCAGUUCUAAUUCUGUUCAAGGGACCAGAAUGAAUCCUGCUGCAAUCCGAACACCACAGUGGGACCAGACCUGGUUACUGCAACAAGUGCUGAACUGGACUUUUGACAUGUUUGACAACAUUGGACAGUUUGGGCCCCCCAACAAACUUUGUCAGUUGCCGUUGUUAAAAGUACCGCUCAGGUUUUCAGAUUACGCAGAGUACUUCAGUGUCUUUUGCCCAUUGAUGCUUCUGAACACGUUUGAAUCGCUGGCACAGGAAUGGGCAUUAAAACAACCUUCACUGACUUCCUACUUGUGCAAGCUUCACUUGCAAAAUUUCUACAGUGAAAACCAGAUGAACAGAGGAGAAUUCCAAGUCUUGAUUCGAAAUGUGGAUUUAAAUAUGCAGUGGCUCCCAAAAGAAGGCGAUCUUGUAUUCCUGCUAGUGCCUGAGCCUCCAGGCACAUCGCCCAGAGAAGAGAGUGAGUCACAAGGACCCAUAACUUACAACACUGGUCAUGUGUCCCGUUUUACGCGCACUCAAUACACACAGACCUUGGAGAAGGAGCAGUACACACUGUGUGAGCUGAGCAUUCACACCCAUAUAAAUCUCUUGCCUUACUGCAAGCAACAAGUACAGUGUGCAGUGAUUGGCAGCUUGAUAACUACUCAGAGGCAGUACAAAGCUAUGAUUCAGCUGCAGAGGAACCCUUUAUUUAAGCCUAUUAUCUGUCCUACCCCAAAUGAUUUCCUUCCACGAAAUAAGCUUGAAAACCAGGGCAAUUUGCUUCCCGUUUCGAGAGAGUACAACAGUGACCAAAGAAACGCCAUUGAGAAUGCCUAUGCUAUGGUGACACAGCACCCCCGAUUGCCAAGAAUAUGUAUGAUCUAUGGACCUCCUGGCACUGGAAAAUCCAAGACUAUUGUUGGCCUGCUCUAUAGAAUUCUCAUGGAGAGUAAUAUUACAGAUCAGAACUUCAAUGCCAAGAACAAGAGAAACCGAGUACUUGUGUGUGCCCCAUCCAACGCUGCCCUGGAUGAUCUGAUGAAGAAGAUCAUAUUGGAGUUUAAGGAAAAAUGUCGUGAUAAGAAGAAUACUCUGGGAAACUGUGGUGACAUUAACUUGGUCAGGUUGGGUUUCGAGAAGACCAUUUCUUCGGACGUUGUGAAAUUUAGUCUGGACUGCCAAGUGAACUACAGAAUCAACAAAGCUUCUCAGGAUCUCGCUGUGAUCAAGCAGAAGGAAGCGUUGGAUAAACAGCUGGAUGAAUUAUCCCAUCAGAGAGCUAUGGAAAGGUGUCACAAGAACACGUGUGAAGAGUUGGAUCAGAAAAUUGCCAGACUGACAAGGGAGAGGCAGUAUGUAGCCAAUGUGCUAAAGGAGCAACGUAGAAGGCCUCAGGAGUUUCAGCGGAAUGUCAUUUUGGAGUCUCAUGUCAUUUGCUGCACACUGAGCACCAGCGGUGGCAUCCUAUUGGAAUCGGCCUUCAGGCAGCUGGGACAAGAGCCAUUCAGCUGUGUCAUCGUGGAUGAGGCUGGACAGUCAUGUGAAGUGGAGACGCUCAUUCCACUCCUCCACCGCUGUUGUAAAUUGGUGUUAGUGGGAGAUCCAGAACAGCUUCCACCAACUGUUAUAUCAAUGAAAGCAGAGGAACUAGGUUAUGGGCAAUCUUUGAUGUCUCGGCUCUGCCAAAUCUUAGAAGCCUCUGGCUCCAAUCCUCCAAUCCAACGGCUGACAUUACAAUAUCGUAUGCACCCUGAUAUUUGCCUCUUUCCUUCCAAACACUUUUACAACUCAAUACUGAAAACUGAUAGGGCAACAGAGGAAAUCCGGUGCUCCUCAGACUGGCCAUUCCAACCUUACAUGGUAUUUGAUGUUUCUGAUGGUUAUGAAACGAAAGAGAAGGAGUCCUUCUCCAACCUAUCCGAAAUCGAAAUGGCAGUGGCCCUAAUAAAGCUUAUUAAGAGCAAGAAAAAGGAGUUCUGCUUCCGAAAUAUUGGCAUCAUCACCCCGUACCGUGCUCAGAAAAUCAGGCUUAUUGCUGAGCUUAAGAAAACCUUUGGUGAUAACUCAAUGCCAGGCGAAGUGGACACAGUUGAUGGUUUCCAAGGUCGACAAAAAGAUUGUAUAAUUGUCACAUGUGUACGAGCCAACUCAAUCCAAGGCUGCAUUGGAUUUUUGGCCAGUAGACAGCGUUUAAAUGUGACAAUUACAAGAGCCAAAUUCAGCCUUUUCAUCCUAGGAAGCCUCCGAACACUGAUGGAGAACAAGGACUGGAACCAUUUAAUCCAAGACGCCCAGCGUAGAGGUGCUCUUGUAAAAACAAAGCAGGAACAUUACCAGAGAGAUGUGAACAGAAUACUGAAAUUGAAGCCUGUAGUACAGAGGACUACUUCUUUUCCUCACACUAAACCAGUAGUAGUCCACACACCUCCAGUGGAAGCACCAUGCAGAGGCAUCAAUACUCUAUCAGUACCACCUCCCAGGAGACCUAUAGCUCACCCAGCUGUAGCUGUAAGGCAGCACAAUUCCAGGUCUCUGUCAGUACCCCCGAUGUCGGAAAAGAAAAUGCCCAGCCAUGUGGGACCUCCUUCUAUUCCUUUAGCAUCAAGUGGAAAGCUGCGAGAUCCCAGACUGGCACGCCGGUGUGAAUUAACACGGAGUAACAGCACACCACCAUCUAGUCUGCAGCAGAGUUCUGAUAAAAAUGUUUCCCAAAGUCGCGUCUAUCAGAACUUUCCUCCAACUUCAGUCACAGGAGUCAAACGACCUUCGCAGCCUGCACACAGAGAUCCGAGGUCCAGCCAACUACGAAAUGAAGGCCGAGAUCACGACUAUCGAGGUCAUAAAGACCAGGAAUACAAGAAAAGGAAAGUCUCUUAGCAGUGUUAUAGACUACCAGCGACUGAAUAGUAUUUUACAAUGGCCCUCUUAUGAACUUUCAUGAGUAAUCUGUGUAUAUUGGGAAUGCCCAACACUGCAGCUGUAGAAAGAAAGAUUAACGAAUGCUCUCUAUGCAAACGCUCACCCGGAGAAAUAAAUUCCUAUCUUAUAACAGAAAGGGGAAAGGGAUUUUUGUACAAUAAAAUGUAUGUAGUUAUGUAAUAUAGCUGUGCUAAGAUGUAAAGACCGUAUUUUAUUCUAAAUGAGGGUUUUAGAAUGUUACUUUAAGCCAUACACAGUAAAACAGGUCGCUAUCACAAACUCAAUAAACAUGUUUGUAGUAGAUUGAGUUUUCAGUGCCACUUGCAUUCAAUUUCCUGCGCCAGUUCUAUUGUCAGUGCUUUGCAUCAAGGCUGCAGUGUUUCUGCCAACGGAAUUUGCAGCUUAUGUUGUUCAUGGUGGAAAAGUCUUCUGUGUAUUGAGACUUUCCUGAAACCUAUAUAGCCAUGGAUAACAGAGAAUGCAUGGAAGGUAUUGGGAACACAUGUUGGCUGCCCCACUUGAAACCUAAGACAAAGUUGACAGACUUUCAGAUAUUUACAUAUUCUUUAAGUGUAGAAUGUUUAAAAUCCCCCUGACUUUUGUAGUUGUAGGCACUGUAAAGUAAUUUUUUACUUCAAGUAGUUUAGCUGAUUCUGCUCUCCCCUCCCAGUCGUGACUUGGCAGUCCUCUAAUCUUUAUAAUAAAAUAGCAGGUGCACAGGAGGGGGAGAAAGCAAAGUACUUUGGCCUUACUUGAACUGCUAAUCUUUAAUUGUGAGGAUGAAUUGCUCCACAGUGCCUGCGGUUAGGUCAAUGAAAGCAUGUUUAAACUUCAUUUAUUGAAAAUGCUUGAAUGUCCUUAACCUGGCCACAGGUUAACUUUAAACGUAAAUAUUAUGAUUUAAAAAAACAUAAAAUGGUUAAUAAAUUCAGAGUAUAGCCAGCUGAAAAAGGGGUUGUAAACCCUCAUAUUUUUUCACCUUCAUGCAUCCUAUGCAUGAAGGUGAAAAAACAUCUAACAAUUGCCAGCCCCUGUUUUACUUACCUGAGCCCUGGAAAGUCCCGCGUCGAACGUGCUGGAUCUUUGCCUGGGGUUCUCAGCUCUUCAUUGGAUCGAUUGAUGGGAGCGCAGCCAUUGGUUCCUGCUGCUGUCAAUCAAAUCCAAUGAGGCGGGGGGCGAGGCAGAGUCCUGGACGCCGAAUGCAGGACUCGGGAGCGCGCCCGCAAGGUAACCCCCUUGGAAGAGCGCUUUCCAGAGGGGGUUAUUCGAAUCGGGGAGAAGCCGAGAGAGCCGCUGAGGGACCCCAGAAAACAGCGUUCGGGGCCACUCUGUGCAAAACGAGCUACACAGUGGAGAGGAGUAAGUAUGAACAAAAAAUGUAACCUAUAGUGUCACUUUAAAUCUUUUCUUGACCUGCAAAGGUUGACAUGGACUCAGCAUUAUGAGUGCUCAUAUUGUUUAGAGGUUGCAUACCCAUUUGGAGAGGAUUGAGAGGCAGUUGUGUUAACUUUAGAGCAAAAAUUUGUAUUUAACUUUCUCUUGCUAAAUCUCAGAAUCCAAUGAUCAUUUAUAUGUGGCUUUUAAUGAAGGUAACCUCAACUUCUGUGAUGGGUUUUUCUUUUCCUUUUUUUUUUUUUUCCUCCAUCAUGUACUCCUUUUGAAUGACCUCCGUCAUGACCAGAUUGACUUCAAAUGCUGGAGAAGGGACUAGAUACUAUACUUCCAGUUAAACUGAGCAAUCCUAAUUUAACUGCACACGGUUGUCUAAAACAAAUCGAAAAAUUACAUUUUUACUCAUGCACUUAAUUUGUGUUUUUUUUUUUUUUUUAAGUUUAGACAUGCCCUUCUAUUUUUAUACCGCUCUCAUUCAGCGUCUUUUUUUUUACACCCUUUGGAUCCACAAAUCCACUUCUGUAUAACUGCUCUGUUGGAUUUUCUCCUUUCAUGCUGUAGCCAGCAGCGCUCAUCAGUGUUGUCUAAUGGAUAAUUCUCUCCACUGUCAGAAUACAAUAACUUAGCAGAAGGAUUUCCUGAUCCACCUUAAAUAAGUUGUGUUUUUUUUUUUUAUAUAUAUUUAUAUAUAUAUAUAUAUAUAUUUAAUCUUCUGGUUAAACAAAAAAAAAACGGACUUCUGUAUGGGCUGCCUUUAUAGACCGAAAUCCAUUACUGCAGGGAGUACAGUUGCUGACUAUGCUAAUACUGUUCUGUUUGUCUUUCCCUGAAUUAACCAAAAGAGAAAGAUAAAACAAAAGCACUUGUGUGCUUCGGCUAUUUUCAUGUUCAUUUGGGGGGGGGGGGGGCAGGAUUAUGAAGGUGCACAAAUACCCAAUUCAAGAUUUUUAUAUAAAAUAGGCACUCACUCUUGAGCUUGAUUUCCCAAAGUUAUCUUUCAGGAUGUAAGUUUUGUAAUUAACAUGAAUGUCUAAGCUCUUACAACAUUGUUGUAGUCACCAAAAUUGUAAAUAUUUGAAACCUAAAAAUUCUAGUCACACUCGAAAGAAAAUUCUAGUUAUACAAUAUGCCCCAAAUGUAUUUCUCUUCUAGAUUUUUAUAUCCAACAUUCAAGACAUUUCAGACAUGUCCGUUAAUCCUGUUUGCAAGGGCUAUAGUCCACUUGCCUGUUUUUUAUAAAGCAUCUACUUUGAUUAUUUUCUUUUGUUGUUGUUUGUUUUGUUUGUUAUAAUUGUAGCUGUGGAGUUUUGUUUUCCAUGUUGAUCAUAUUGGAAAGUCCACAUCACAGUUCCCAUUUGCCGUAAAUAUAAUAAAUGACAAACUUUGUUCCUUUUUUAU
Messenger RNA from Rana temporaria (common frog), 10395 nucleotides. RefSeq names its product senataxin (gene SETX). The transcript has 25 exons. Gene Ontology annotation, molecular function: transcription termination site sequence-specific DNA binding; helicase activity. The coding region runs from base 133 to 7563 and encodes 2476 amino acids. The record is from RefSeq and is a predicted model, not a curated record. Gene Ontology annotation, cellular component: nuclear body. NCBI's taxonomy places the organism in Eukaryota, Metazoa, Chordata, Amphibia, Anura, Ranidae. Gene Ontology annotation, biological process: termination of RNA polymerase II transcription.